Aedes aegypti (yellow fever mosquito) is the source of this 2684-nucleotide messenger RNA. RefSeq names its product cellular tumor antigen p53. NCBI's taxonomy places the organism in Eukaryota, Metazoa, Arthropoda, Insecta, Diptera, Culicidae. Gene Ontology annotation, biological process: regulation of transcription by RNA polymerase II; apoptotic process. The coding region runs from base 375 to 1715 and encodes 446 amino acids. Gene Ontology annotation, molecular function: DNA-binding transcription factor activity, RNA polymerase II-specific; RNA polymerase II cis-regulatory region sequence-specific DNA binding. The transcript is spliced from 6 exons. The record is from RefSeq and is a predicted model, not a curated record. Gene Ontology annotation, cellular component: nucleus.
GGACUCUUCUUCUUCGAACACUUUUCGUCGAUCCGGUUCUGUGGAGCAGUGGUCGGUUUUGUUAUGCGUGAAGGAAUUUGUGCAUUUUUCGUGAAAAAUUUGUGUAUUUCCGAAGUGAAAACUGUUCCAGCUUGUGCGCCAGGUUUUGCACUAUCGACGGUGCAUCGUUUUUGUGUGAAUGUUUUGUGAUUUUGCCAGUUUCGGGUGGAUUUGUGCUACGCUCAGUUGACGACGGUACUUGGAGGAGAAGACAGCGAAAAGGAAAAACAACUGCAACCUGAAAUCGGAAUUGGAUUUUCGUCGUGAUCCGCAUAAUAUAGAAACCAUACAAUUUGCAACAUUCUUGCUUUGUAACGGUACGGAAAACCCUGGAGAUGGUCGACUCGCAGGACACGAAUCAGACCUAUGGCCAACCGACUCAGCAUCCAAUUGACGAAUGUGAUGCUGCCCAACUGGUACAGAUUCCGACCAAUGAGUUCCUGAUGGACCUUGACGGAGAUAUACUAGACUACCACGAGGUGCUCAAGCUCGGAUCUUCAGGAAGCUCGCUGAUGGGUGAAUCCGGUGACCAUUACAUGGAGCAGAAACCGAUCGUCGUCGUCGAUCAGCAGACGCCACUGAUGGCUGCCCUGCUGGACCAUAUGGACCGUACUCCCACGCUGGACGAGAUCGAGAAUCCGGUGUACAACUUCAACGUGGACCUCAACGGGGAAACCAGCGGCAAGUCCAGUUGGAUGUUCUCCUCGCGGCUGAACAAGGUAUUCGUCAAGAUGGGUCAGGCGUGUACGUUCAACAUCUCGUAUCAGGCCUUGACCCACCAGGAGCUAUUUGUGCGGGCGAUGAUGGUUUGCUCGGCACCGGAAGACAUGCACUAUCCGGUGUACCGAUGCGAAAACCAUCGCGGAAGCGACAACGUCAAUCCGAAACUUCCCAGCGAGGUGAAGGCGCACGUCAUGCGCUGUUUCAACCCGUCCGCUCGGUAUGUCGGCACCGAGAACGGAGUCGCCUUCAAGGACCGCCUAGCGGUCAUCAUUCCCCUGGGCAUGACCUCCCAGGAGCAGGUGGCCCUGAAUGUAUCCCUCGAGUUCGUCUGCCAGAACUCGUGCCGCAUCAUCAACCGCCGGACGACGGCAAUAAUCUUCACGCUGGAGGACGUCCACGGCCAGAUUCUGGGCAAAAAGUCGCUGCACCUCAAAGUGUGCAGUUGUCCCAAGCGGGACAAAAUGAAGGAGGAGGAAACUGUAGCUCCCACCAAGCGAAAGAGCGACACCCAACUGCAGGCGCCCCCGGGUAAAAAGAUAGCCAAGGUGGCCACCCUUUCGCGCCAAAUUGCUGCUCAACAGCAACAACUGCAACAGCGACGCCUCACGCCAUCGCCAACCAGUGGCAAGCUGGCCUUCAUCAAGAGGGAGAUCUCGGCGGAAUCACUGAACGGUUGUAACCAGAAGGCCCGUUCCAUCACGCCCUCGCACAGUCAGGAGAUGGUCGAAGCCAAUGGCAUUCCGGUGACGGUGCUUCUGCCCUCGGUGGAGAUGGCCAACAAGGUGGCCGAGUAUGCGUUCCAAAUUGUGGCGGCCGAGCUGGUCCGCAGUCACGCCGAUCAGGACGACUCGAAAAAGCUGGCCGCAUACCUGACCAACAUUCGCCGGGUGCAGAAAGGUCUACAUACUGGCCGCCCAGGCUCCAAUACCAAUGCAUCAACGGACUCUGACUAGCCCUGUGGUUCCAGCUCAUUAGGCUUAGGAUAGAUAAGAAGAAAGACAAAGUUUAUUCUUAAUUUUUAUUUUUACAACGUUUACGAAAAAUUUAACAAAUUAUGUUUAAGACUUAGAAUUCUAGUGAUGUGCCAAAGGUUCGUUUUCCUUCGCACAUCACUUCCUCAUAUUUACUAACACGCACUAAACGCGAAACACUGUUAAAUGUAGCAACGUCGUAGCACAGACAAACAGACGUCACAUUUACCUCACUCAUCUAUAGUGCUCCAAGCGUCUGGUUGUCUGUGGCUUCCUAGUGUGUAAAACAAAUCCUACUCUUUAAAAACUCGCGGGAGAGUAUUGAAACCUACUUCCCAGUGUCUUCCUGUAACCGUUUCGGAAAUUUAAGCCUAUCGUGUCCUUCGAUUUACAUUUUUUUUUUGUUCUAUCAUGUUACUUACUAGUUACACAAAACCCAAUACAAAACCAAGUUUGUCGAACAAUGUUGUGAUUCUGUUACCGCAUGUUAACCAGAAGAUCCGCCCCCACUGUCGAAUUUUACACCCGCCGUACGAAGUGUCCCAUUUCCUUGCAACCUUUUAAAUUGUUUUCCUACUUUCUUGACCUCCCUCCCAAUCUCCUCAGUUGCCAUGAUUUCGGUGCAAUUCUCUUUCUAGUUUAUCGGUCUUUUUCAAGGCAGAUUUAGAAUUGGCUUACUUUGGUUUUACUGCUUAAAACUUUUAGAUGAUAAGCAUGAAAUUCGAGAGUACCUUAAGUUUUUUUUUUACUUAUUUCAUUUGUUCGAAAAGCGAGAAAAUGACGCUUAUUUGUUUAGAAUAGAAGAAUCGAAUCUACGGGGAUAUAAACAACGCCUACAACGGUAGUGAUGUAGAAAAAGUGCUAUUUGAAGUGCUUUCUAAACAAGUUUGUUGAAGAUAAGCGGAUGAUGAUUUAUACGGAUGAAUGUUUUCUGUAUUACUUUAUAAGAAA